AUGGCCGUAGCAUUCAUCCUGUGGACGUACAGAUGGAGCCACCCCAAGGCGAACGGCCGGCUGCCCCCGGGCUCCCUCGGCCUCCCUCUCCUCGGCGAGACCAUGCAGUUCUUCGCUCCUAAUCCUACCUGCGAUGUCUCCCCCUUUGUCAAGGACAGGGUGAACAGGUACGGUACCGUCUUCAAGACCAGCGUCGUCGGCCGGGCGAUGGUGGUGUCGGCAGACCCGGACCUUAACCACUACGUGUUCCAGCAGGAGGGUAAGCUGUUCGAGAGCUGGUACCCGGCCACCUUCACCGAGAUCUUUGGCCGCGACAACGUCGGCUCCCUGCACGGGUUCAUGUACAAGUACCUCAAGACCCUCGUGCUCCGCCUGUACGGCCAGGAGAACCUCCGGGCGGUGCUCCUCGCCGACACGGACACUGCCUGCCGCGCCACCCUCGCCUCCUGGGCUAGCCAGCCGAGCGUCGAGCUCAAGGACGGCCUCUCCACCAUGAUCUUCGACAUAACCGCGAAGAAGCUGAUCGGUUACGAGCCAACCAAGUCGUCCGAGAGCCUGAGGAAGAACUUCGUGGCCUUCAUCCGGGGGCUUAUCUCCUUCCCGGUGAACAUCCCCGGCACAGCGUAUCAUGAGUGCAUGAAGGGGAGAAGGAACGCCAUGACUGUGCUCAAGAGGAUGAUGAGGGAGAGGAUGGCGGACGAGGGGAGGCAGCCCGAGGACUUCCUCGACGUGAUGAUCGAGGAGCUGAGGAGGGAGAAGCCCGUCCUUACCGAGACCGUGGCCCUGGACCUCAUGUUCGUGCUCCUCUUCGCGAGCUUCGAGACUACUGCCUUGGCCCUCACGCUAGGCAUCAGGCUCAUUACCGAGAACCCGAAGGUGCUCGAAGCGUUAACGGAGGAGCAUGAGGCGAUUGUUACGGACAGGAAGGACCUGGAUGCCGGCCUCACGUGGGCAGAGUACAAGUCCAUGACCUUCACCUCUCAGUUAGGGCUGCACUAG
Molecule: messenger RNA, 999 nt
Organism: Triticum turgidum subsp. durum (durum wheat)
Lineage: Eukaryota; Viridiplantae; Streptophyta; Magnoliopsida; Poales; Poaceae
Source: the annotation of a GenBank genome assembly